Messenger RNA from Pieris macdunnoughi, 369 nucleotides. Lineage: Eukaryota; Metazoa; Arthropoda; Insecta; Lepidoptera; Pieridae. The record is from the annotation of a GenBank genome assembly.
AUGGCAGCGUGGAAUCGUCACCACCAUUUCAAUAUGCUCAUGGAUGAAAAUGCCAAAAACAAAUUGGGUGUUGUCGGCGGCGGCAUGCCUGAAGCCGCCGGCGGCGAGAGGCGGCAUGUGCCCCUCUACGGCCGACUCGUUGCUGAGGAUCAGCUGGCCUCCAUGAGCGCACCUUCGGACAUUCAGGUGAGCGCCCCCGCGCGCAACCCAAGAGCUUUCCUGCGCUACCGUAUCCCUGUCCAGGCUAUGCAAGCGCGGAUACCACACCACUUUCGAGACCCUUCAACGGCGCCUUUACGGAAACUCAGUGUGGACCUAAUCAAGACAUACAAACACAUAAACGAGGUAAGCUUAGUUUUAUAUCUCUAG